Messenger RNA from Argiope bruennichi, 1985 nucleotides. Its product is annotated as amine oxidase [flavin-containing] B-like. Bases 100 to 1668 code for a protein of 522 amino acids. Gene Ontology annotation, molecular function: oxidoreductase activity. NCBI's taxonomy places the organism in Eukaryota, Metazoa, Arthropoda, Arachnida, Araneae, Araneidae. The transcript is spliced from 15 exons. The record is from RefSeq and is a predicted model, not a curated record.
AAAAAUAAAUUGAGCCUUCUCUGCGAAAAUAGAAACAGCCGGCGUUCUUUAGUUUUGACUCGGCGUGUUGUUUCUAAGUAAUAAUUUCCGAUUUUCGAUAUGGAUGCCGAAGUGAUCGUUGUAGGAGCCGGAAUAAGUGGUCUUUGUGCUGCAAAAUGGUUGAAAGAAGCUGGAGUGAGCGUUCUUGUACUGGAAGCAAUGGACCGUGUUGGUGGACGAACCUUCACAAAACGGGAUCCCAAAGUAAAUUACGUUGACUUAGGAGGAUCAUAUGUUGGACCAACUCAAGAUCAUUUGCUUCGUUUAUCAAAAGAACUUGGUGUGGAAAAUUAUAAGAUAUAUCAAGAUCAAAAAAGUAUUUUUUAUCGAAAUGGACGAAGACUACUCCAUGAUGCUACAGUGUCACCUUACGAAAGAAAUCCUUUAGUUAAUAUGGAUCUCAAUCACAUAUUAAGACUAAUUGAUAAAAUGGGUGAAGAGAUACCUGCAAAUGCUCCUUGGGAUGCCCCUCAUGCAGAGGAAUGGGAUUUGAUGACAGUUAAAGAUUUUCUGAAGGAACAUUGUUGGACAAAACGAGCGCGUCAAUUUUAUAGAGAGCUCUGUACUACAUUCAUCACAUCAGAACAAUACGAAGCAUCACUACUGAUGUUUUUAUGGUAUGUGAAACAGUGUGGAGGAAUGAAAAGAAUGAUUUACACCAUAAAUGGUGGCCAGGAAAGAAAAUUCCUUGGUGGAUCUCAACAAAUUAGUGAAAAAAUUGCUCAGAGACUGGGAGAUGGCGUCGUCCUUAAGAAUAGUCCCGUAGUUGGUAUAAAUCAAGAAUCAAAGGAAUUUGUUUUAGUGAAAACAUUAGCAGGAAAAGAGUAUAAGACUAAAUACGUCAUUCUAGCAUGUCCUCCAGGACUACAGCAGAAGAUCCACUUCACCCCACAACUACCUCCGAUGCGUAAUCAACUUAUGCAAAGAAUGCCUAUGGGAACUGUUAUUAAAGUUCAUUUAUAUUAUAGAACGCCUUUCUGGAAAGAAAAAGGUCUAAAUGGUACUCAUUUGAUAUUAGGAGAAGAUGAGCAUCCGAUGUUUUAUUCACUGGAUGAUUCCAAGCCAGACGGAAGUUUUCCUGCUCUUAUAGGAUUCGUUACAGGUGAUAAAUGCCGAAAAAUGUGCAAUUGGACCCCUGAAGAACGUAAAAAUGCAAUAGCAAGAAGUUUAGUACAAGCAACUGGUUGCCCCGAAGCUGCAAAGGUAAUCCAUUAUGAAGAAAAGAACUGGAUGGAAGAACAAUAUGUAGGUGGAUGCUAUACAGCAAUGCUCCCCCCUGGUUUUCUCACUCGUUAUGGAAGAGCUUUAAGGACUCCCAUAGACAGAUUAUACUUCGCUGGCACUGAAACAUCUAUAAAGUGGUCCGGCUAUAUGAAUGGAGCCGUAGAAGCAGGAGAAAGGGCCGCACGGGAAGUGCUUUGUAGAAUGGGGAAAAUAACUCCCGACAAAAUUUGGAUAAAGGAACCAGAUUCUCGGGAUGUUCCUCCAUUACCUUUUGAGGAUACUUUUGGGGAGAAAUACACGCCAUCUGUUCCAGGCUUCUUAAAAUUUGUAACAAUCACAACCAUUUUAGGAGCAGCAACCUUUGCUUUUCUGAAAUGUCCUAAAUAUUUUCCAAAAUUGAAAUAGUUUAAGAACCUUAUUAUUUGAUUGAAAAGUAGAAUGAAAAUAUGAUUUGUGAAAUGUAUUUUCCUUGAUUAUAAGACAUCUAAGAUAACAAUAAUAUUUUCACAAGUUUUCCAAGAUUUACUGUCAACGUUUGAUUAUUCCAAUUACUGUAAAACGAAGUCAACGAAGAGGAGCCGUAUUGAUAAAGUAGGCAUUUUACUGAAUACCUAAAUGUAUUUGCACUAUAUUUUAAGUGUUUUAGUAAUUUUAUAUAUAUAUUACUUUGGUACAUUUAGCAGUAUAAAUAAAUAUCGAACAAUAAAACGUUAACUAAUUUU